Messenger RNA from Gasterosteus aculeatus aculeatus (three-spined stickleback), 4967 nucleotides. RefSeq names its product cyclin dependent kinase 5, regulatory subunit 1b (p35) (gene cdk5r1b). Gene Ontology annotation, biological process: brain development; axon guidance. Gene Ontology annotation, cellular component: cytoplasm; growth cone; protein kinase 5 complex. NCBI's taxonomy places the organism in Eukaryota, Metazoa, Chordata, Actinopteri, Perciformes, Gasterosteidae. The record is from RefSeq and is a predicted model, not a curated record. Gene Ontology annotation, molecular function: protein kinase binding; cyclin-dependent protein serine/threonine kinase activator activity.
CACCGCCUUUGCGCCAGCCCUUGCGCACGCAAACACGCAACACAUCAGCCCCGUCGCAGCAUCUCUCUCGGCCAGGAGGACCAGGAGCACAUCUUCAUCUGAGCAUCCAUUGCACAACUGCCUCCCAUCGUCUGCGCACCGACGACACCGGGCGUGUUCCUCCAACGCUUGCUGCUUCUUCUUCUUUUUAUAGGGUGCCUCGUCUUGGAUUAUUUUCUUCAUCGUUGCAUUUCUCUUUUUUUUGGAGAUGGUUAUGUGUUUUUAAUCACAACCUGUAAGGAAAACAAACUAAAACACAACACGGAGCAUCGUCGGCCCAGCGCGAUUAUAAUCUCAUUGAGGAGGAUAACUGCAAGGGGCAUUGGAAGCCGCAGGCAGAGAGCUGAAAUCCAGCAGAGACCUUUUGAGUCGAGGUGAUCACUAUCCUUCCAGAGCCAGGCCCCGUUAACAGCGGCAGCCUGUAGCCCCGGGACUCGCUGCUCCCAGAAGCACCACAAGGCUUUCCCCUGGCAGACCCUCUUCUGACCCAGUGCGGCUGAAGCCCCUGGACGCAUACCCACAGUCACCAUGGGAACCGUGCUGUCUCUGUCGCCCAGCUACCGAAAGGCGGCCCUCUUUGAGGAUGGGCCGGCCACCGUGGGCCACUACACGGCCGUCCAGAACAGCAAGAACGCCAAAGACAAAAACCUGAAGCGCCACUCGCUCAUCAACGUGCUCCCCUGGAAGCGAAUCGUUGCGGUGUCGGCCAAGAAGAAAGGCUCCAAGAAGGUGCAGCCCAACGGAAACUACCAGAACAACGUCACCCAGCUGAACAACGAAAACCUGAAGAAGUCGCAGUCGUGCGCCAACCUCUCCACCUUCGCCCAGGACCAGAGCACCCCGGCUCUCACCAAGGCCUCCAACAACGCGGUGACGUCCGUCAAGAAGGCCCCUCUGACCAACUCCAACGCAGUCCCCGGGACCCCCAAAAGGGUGAUUGUCCAGGCCUCCACCAGCGAGCUACUGCGCUGUCUCGGAGAGUUUCUGUGCCGCCGCUGUUACAGGCUAAAGCACCUUUCCCCCACCGACCCGGUGCUGUGGCUGCGCAGCGUGGACCGCUCCCUGCUGCUCCAGGGGUGGCAGGACCAGGGGUUCAUCACCCCCGCAAACGUGGUCUUCGUCUACAUGCUGUGCCGGGACGUGGUCUCCUCCGAGGUGGCCACGGAGCACGAGCUGCAGGCCGUGCUGCUCACCUGCCUCUACCUGUCUUACUCCUACAUGGGCAACGAGAUCUCCUACCCUCUCAAGCCCUUCCUGGUGGAGAGCUCCAAGGAGACCUUCUGGGACCGCUGCCUUUCCAUCAUCAACCUGAUGAGCGCCAAGAUGCUCCAGAUCAACUCCGACCCGCACUACUUCACGCAGGUGUUCGCCGACCUGAAGAACGAGAGCCAGAAGGAGGAGGAGAGGAGCCGCCUGCUCAUCGGCCUGGACCGGUGAGGGGGUGCUGGGGGGAGCCGGGGGGGAGGGGGGCAGACUGGUCAGGGGAGAUGGGGCCUACUCCACUCUGGCAUUUUGACGUUGAUUUUGUUUGAAGGAUUAUCUGUGAUGCUAUUUGCUGAUUAUGCGACAAGGCCGAUUUGAAAGUAUUUAACAUUCAUAACAACUAAACAUUGAGGGGGAAGGAAUCCUAAGGGGGGGCUCUGUGAUUUUCACAGAUCGACAAUGUUGGGGAGAUAACAUAUAAAAUCAUCAACUAAAUACGGGGCCGUGGGGUUUAAAAAGCAAGAGCACUCUUUUGUGCCCUCUUGAAGUGGUUAUUAUUACUAUCAAGGCCAAAUCCUAUUUUCCAUCGAGCAAAGGAUGGAUUUUCUGUGAACCUGAGAGUGAAAGCGUUUUUUUUUUUUUAACAAUUAUACAUUUAAAAAAAUGCCAGACUUGGGUAAAUCCUUUGCUAACGUAAAGAUAUCUAUAUCUCUAUAUGAAGAACUGAAAAUGUUUUUAAGAAAAACACACAACAAGACAACAAUUCAGGCAAAAAGAGAGACAUUAGAAGAGGAAGCCAACAUCUACAGCAUUGAAUGUGGAGAGGACCGAGGCGGCUCACCGGCGACCUUCUGACGGCGGGAUGUGCACUGCCUAUGCUGCAGGAGGGUGAGGGCCAUCGCCUGACUGGCUUGCUUCAUACAUCAUGGAUGAAGGGGCGGGUGCCCCCCUCACCUCUCACACCACCUCCCACACCCCCUGCCCCCCCCCCUCCCAGCUGCAAACUCUGGCUCUUCGGAAUGCCACGUCCCCUCCGUCCACGCGGAUACCGCCGGACAAACAGCGUUGCAGCAAUGCAUAUCUGAAAGAGCAGCGGGGGGCCAUCGAUGCUGGAUCCAUAUUUUCGUGGGUUUUCCGUUUGUGGCUCCACAACUGGUCUUCUACUGGUGGGGACAAGAGGCAAACACUGCAUUGUGGGAUGUAUGAUGAGGGGUCAUACUGUGUGUGUGUUCAGAAAGGCCGGCUUAUUUUCCUCUAGACAAAAAAAUAAAGUUAAUGGAUGUUUUACUCCACCAGAGGCUCACUCCGAUGGCGGCUUAUUUAUUGCUUUUAUGGAACAAGAUUUCUUUGAUUUAGCUCUUUUCUCUUUUUUUUUUUAACUUAGAAAUGUAAUGUUUUGCACGUGUGCCAUGCAAUUUUACAGCGUUUUCCGGGACGGAGGGAACAACCGUUACUUUUCUUCUUUUUACUUGAUUUGUAAACCAACUGCAUCUGCAUUAGAGAAUGCUGUGAACAAAGUGACACUAGUUUAUUUAGCUCUGCUUGCUAAAAUAGGCUAUUUGUUUACCAGGGAAAUUCUUUUUGUACUUUUGUCGAUUUUUGGAAUGACGUUGGAUUUUGUGCUUAUGAUUCAGCAUAGAUAAUGUUUAAAACAGUGCCAUAUCGUUGAUGAAAAAUCCCACAGGUCUGAGAUCUCUGUUUGUCCAGCUGUUGAAUGAUGGGAUGGAUUUUCAUCGUCUACUAACUAACUUACUGAGACCUAAUUUAUUGCCAUUUACGUAUUUAUUUAGGCACAUUUAUUGUAAAUGAAAGGACAGACUUUGAAAAGAGAAGGACACAUGGAGGUUUUUCUUCGCUGGUGUAGGUGUGCUUAUCUUUGGUGGGAAUGAAGAUUGAUCUGGCUCAUGCACAUGAAUGUUGCAGGGAUUUAUCGAUGGAUACCUAAUUAAUCUGACCAUCACCAAACCCACGUCAUCAGGGGACACCUUGAGACAUCACAUCAUUGAGCUUCUACUUAAGAAAACGCCCUUAAACGACACCCAACCUCCCGUGCCACAUAUCAGACGAUUUCAACGGUCAGCAUCACUGCAGAUCCUCCGUCAGCACCACCUCUGUGCAGAUCAAAUGCGAGGCGACGUCACACUCCUCCAUGGGCCGCAGGAGACGAGGCGACCUCCACCGGAACGAUCAAACACUCAAUCAUAGAAACACACGCCAUAACAUGACCUGCUGCAGUGUGCAAGGGCAACCGGAGCAGGAAGCGUGCAGAACAACGUCUGAAGGGAAAAUAGUUUCCAUCUACAGUAUUUAUACCCAGAAAUGUAUGAGAAGUGGUUUUACUGGUUUUACUCAUUUCAACAUAGAGCGCAGCUGGAACGAGUCCGUCUUUUUGCAGUUACGCUUCCCUCAUCUUGAGGUCGGUGUGUAUUUUUAAUGGGUUUCUGGUUAGUUGUCUAAAAUAAGGUCUGCGGUUAACAAAAGUUGAAGAGAUUUAAACUUUGUUUGUCGACAUAAAAACACGUCGUGAAUACCACAUCUAAGUGGACGUAGCAUCCCGCGUUGGUUUGUGGACUGAGUUUGCCAUCUUGUUCUUUUGCAACCAGUGAACGUGGCUGAAAAAAUAUUCGGACUGAGCGUGAGCGACAUAGAGGCGUCGUAUAUUUCUCUGGCAGAGGCCUGCCAAUCACAGUGUAGCCCCGCCCUAAUUCGUUCCCUUCUUUAUGGUCCAUUUUAUCCUAAAUGGAGCAUAAUUUACUGGAUGAACAUCAAGCUGUUGUGAAGACGACGUAAACAUAAAGACUUAGACUAACCAACCAGAGGAGUCGCCCCCUGAUGGACAUAAGAGAGAAUGCAGGUUAAAUGCACUUCAGCAUUAGCAGAUCCGCUAAAUAUAUGCUAAACGAGACAACUAAACGUCAUCAGUAGAACACUAAAAGUUGUGUUUGCUUGUGGAGAUUAUCUUGCUAAACAAAAAUGAAUUAUUUUAAGCGUUGCUACAGAGCUUUAUUCUUGCAAUAAUCCACAAAUUCAAAAAUCCCUUCAGCUUUUUGCUCCGGCAACCAGUUCGACCACGACGACCUCCUGGUUACGCCAUCCCUGCAGCAGAGAAAAUACGCACAUUGGAAAAGUUUCUAUAAAUCAGAAUGGACUGGUUGGGCUUCUGCUCUGGCAGAAAACAAAGCAGGGCAACGGGGAAAAUGGCAUCAUGAAGUGACUCCGCAUCUUCUUUCUCGCUUUACCCUCUCGAUUCACUUGAAACGUGCCAUUUGUUCCCCCUCCCCCACUUUGCAUCAUUGAGUAGUUGUUUGAGAAAAUACUUUCAAAUGCUUAUGAAAUAAGAACAAAAGACUCAAGUGGUGUUGAAAGAUUUGUCGAAUUCUUUUUCUGUAUCUUGUUGCGUACUUUGUAGAUAAAAAAAAAAAAACAGUGGCUCAGAACUUCAAUAAAGUGAAGCAUUUGAUGGGUGUGUGUGUGUGUGUGUGUGUGUGUGUGUGUGUGUGUGUGUGAGACAGAGAGGGGAUGACUGCGUUUUAUUUGUACAUAGGAAUGUGUGACAUGUUUUCUCAUGAACAGGAGGCCGAGGUGUCGAUGCCGUUCAAUAAAAAUGUUCUUUUUCUGAAAAAGACAAAAAAGCUGUUGCUGUGAUUGAAACUUUUUUCAGUUAGUUUCUGCUUAUUUUAAUUUAUUUUUGUACUGUGAUGGAAAAAUAAAAUGCAACGAUCGUU